Molecule: messenger RNA, 1506 nt
Organism: Dendrobium catenatum
Lineage: Eukaryota; Viridiplantae; Streptophyta; Magnoliopsida; Asparagales; Orchidaceae
Product: 2-oxoglutarate-dependent dioxygenase DAO-like
Exons: 3
Coding region: 601-1506 (301 amino acids)
Biological process (GO): auxin catabolic process
Molecular function (GO): indole-3-acetaldehyde oxidase activity; dioxygenase activity
Source: RefSeq, a predicted model, not a curated record
UUCUCAAUAAAGAAUCCAAUUUGAUCUCAUAUGACUGUGACCUUAUCUUCUAAAUAAAAAAUUCGCUAAACUUCACAUCUCCAGAGGAGAUACCAUUAUCAAAGAGUUCAACAAGCUUUUAAAAAAAUAGCCAAUCAUUUAUUGUUUUUGACGUCAUAAAUAAUUCAUGAACAAUAAUACUAAAUAAAUGAUCAGAAAGAAAUAUUAUAUCUAAGUAAUAUUAUAUUAUUUCUGUAAUUUAAAAUAAACCAAUCACAUUAUAUUUAAUGAAUAAUACUCUCAGUCUUAAAAAAUAUUGUUAUUUAACUAACACUGAAAACAUGACCUCUAUGAAAAAAAAAAAAAAAAAAAAAUCCAACUCAUUAAAUUAGAUCCUUUUCUUCAUUCACUACCAUACAUUUAUACUGUUCUUUUAUCAUUUAAUGUGAAUUAUGGUUAUGUCUAAUGACACAUCUUCUAAUUUAUAAAGAAAGGCCCAUCAUUUCUUAAUAGAAAGUCAUUAAUAACUCACUGACUUCCAUGUAAUAUUUAUUUAAAUCCUACUGAUCAAAGCAUAUUUGAGAGCAUCAACAAAAGAAAAUUAGGGAAGUAGAUGUGAUAAUGGCAAUGGAGGAAAUCUCGGUGCCAGUUAUCGACAUGGCGAAGUUUGAAGUAGAGAAGGAGAAGCUUAGGGCGGCGGUGGUUGGCCUGGGUUGCUUCCGAGUGAUCAACCAUGGAAUCACUGAGACAAUUAUUGCUGAUAUGAAGGUUUCUGCAAGAAAAAUCUUAGAGCUCCCCUCAGAGGUGAAGCACCGCAACACCGAUGUCAUACCCGGAAGCGGUUAUGUGUAUCCGAAUCGGUUGAACCCAUUGUUUGAGAGUUUGGGCAUCUAUGAUGCCAAGUCAACUGCUGACAUCCAUGCCUUCUGCUCUUGCUUGGGCAUCUCAUCCCAUGACAUAGAAAUUUUGAGUACGUAUGCUUCUGCACUUCAUGGUCUCAUCGUGGAUUUAGCAACCAAAAUAGCUGAAAGUUUAGGAAUAGUAGACUGCUCGUUUCAAGAAUGGUCUUGUCACUUACGGAUGAAUAGAUAUAAUUUCACAAAAGAAACUAUUGGCCAUUAUGGAGCACAUGUCCAUACCGACAAUAGUUUCAUCAAUGUCAUUCUUGAAGAUGAGUCUAAUGAGGGAUUUGAGAUGAUGAACUCUAAUGGAAAUUUUGUGGCCGUCAAUCAUGUACGAGAAACAUUUCUUAUAAAUGUUGGUGAUAUCGGAAAGGUUUGGAGCAAUGGAAGACUUAAUAAUGUGAAACACAGUGUAGUAUGCAAAAAACCAGAGCCACGCUUCACAAUUGCCUUCUUUAUACUUGCACCAGAGGAUAACAAGAUUGAGCCUCAAGCUGAAUUGAUAGAUUCUGAGAACCCACGACUCUAUCGAAGUUUCGACUAUAGAGAGUAUAAAAAGAUUAGGACUUCAACUCUGUCAACAGCCGGUGAAGUCCUCCUUCAUUGGGCUAUAGAUGAAGCUUAA